AUGGAGGUUGCUGAAGACCUGUCUCAGCUGACGACCUACCGGAUCAGCAUCGCCUCAAAGAACUUCCUCUAUAGAAGCACAGCCUUCAGUGAGCCCCUAGUAGCCUCCACCACCGUCACCAGAGAUGGAUGCCUAGAUUGGUUCGCUUCAAAAAAACCCUUGUACCUGCAUGGCCUCUCUGCAGUCUACGUCGAAGCCACCCCAAACGAACAGGCAAUGCGAGAUGAGGCCCGUCAGGCAGGCUCUGCCAGCUCCAGCGUGGGCCACAGUAUGACGGGUGUAAACGCUCUACAGGGUCGCAGUACUGCAGGACACAGCGCCAACAUGACCAUCAUCAUCGUUGUGGCCGCGUGUUUCGGCUGUCUGAUCUUCAUCACGAACCUCAUCAUUGUGGGUCUGGUAAUCCACCGCAGACAGCAGCGACGCAACAGCAAGCUGAAGCGCAUUCCUGGCACAGAAAGCCUAGUUAAGUGUGGUGUCAUUGAUACCUAUCCCACUGCGGACUGUUAUCCAGAACGUUUCGCGAACGGCCAACAUGUUCUCACAGCCUACAUGGAUUCGGGUAGCCAAAAGGACAGUUUGAGUCAGUACCAAUUCGAGCACUUUGGACAAUGUUCACCCAACCUGCCUGCCGAGUAUCUUACUUCCGGCCCUUUCUCCUAUCGUCAAUCGCCUUUGAAUCUGUUCACGGCCUCAACGGGUCUCACUUCCGGUGGCACUUUGCCAGAAAACCCAAUGCAGACUAUGCAACGCUUUAAUUCACUUUCGCAGAGCUCCUCCCCACUACACAGUUCAAGGUCGCAUGGUAUUCAACCAGAUCCCUCGGGUAUGGGUCUCACACCUAUGCAUCCAAACUACGGAUAUACAGAUCAGCAGCCACAAUCGAUAUACCUAGUAGCUGCUCCAACCCCCGGGAUGACCCCUAUGCGCGACAUCACUACCAUCCCACCGCCAACUGACUUCGGGGCCCAGACAAGCCAGGUCCAGGAAACGCAAUAUCCCAUAAUGAACCAUGCAAGCAUGCCGUGCAGCAAACCAAGUACAGGCCUAAUGCGGAAAGCCAGUGGAUCCUUCGAGAAACCUGCGGAAUCGGAUGUUAAUAACGUCUCCUGGAGGCCUGCCUCCGGCUGUCUUUCUGCAAGGCUUCCACCGCAAAGAAUAUCACGCGCCAGCAUCUUGCCAAACGGACAGUCCGCCUUCCCUAGAGAUGCCGAAAAGGCCGGGGUGCAUUUUGACGUCUCCAUGUAA
Molecule: messenger RNA, 1248 nt
Organism: Dibothriocephalus latus
Lineage: Eukaryota; Metazoa; Platyhelminthes; Cestoda; Diphyllobothriidea; Diphyllobothriidae
Source: the annotation of a GenBank genome assembly